Molecule: messenger RNA, 2670 nt
Organism: Cryptomeria japonica (Japanese cedar)
Lineage: Eukaryota; Viridiplantae; Streptophyta; Pinopsida; Cupressales; Cupressaceae
Product: putative disease resistance protein RGA3
Exons: 1
Coding region: 1-2670 (889 amino acids)
Biological process (GO): defense response
Molecular function (GO): protein binding; ADP binding
Source: RefSeq, a predicted model, not a curated record
AUGGCAUUUCUUGGAGAGGCUGCUGCAGGAAAAAUUUGUGAGAUGGCCGUGGAGAUGGCCGUUCAAAAAUUAACUGAGGAGGCAAACCUACUACUGGAUUUCAGCGGUGAUUUCUCGUGGUUAAAGAACAAUCUCACAUAUGUAAGGGACUUUCUGCAAGAUGCCGAUCAACAGGCUCCACAUAAGGAGGGUGUAAAGCACUGGGUGGAGAAUAUUCGCGUUAUUUCCUUGCUUGCAGAAGACAUCUGUGAGGAAUGCGCUAUAGAAUCUAUGUAUGGAAAUAAUGCUCGAGCUUGUAGUCCAAGUUGUAAUCAAUUGAUUUUUCGCUAUAAGAUAGGGCGGAAAAUCAAGGACAUCAAGGAGCGCAUGAGAUCUAUUAUUGAAGAUGUCAACAAGCUGAAGCUAUUGCGUGAAGUUUGUCCUACAAGUGAAGCAUCGCCAAGUACAUCUCAUAGUGGAGCCCGCAAGAAAUCUUAUCUUCUGCCCAGUGUACACUCAGUGGGAAUAGAAUCCAAAGUUGAUGACAUGCUCAGAUUGCUGGACAACAAUGCCUCUCCAAUUAUUGCGGUGGUUGGGAUGGGAGGCAUAGGCAAGUCCUAUCUUCUUCAGCAUGUUUACAACAGCGUAAAAGAAAGGUAUGAUAAAUGUAUAUGGCUUUCAUUUUCUCAGUCUUAUUCAAUUUCCACGUUGCAAUGCGACAUAGCUUCCCACUUAGGUUUAGGGCAGCAAAUUAGGAGUCAGGGGAUAUCUCCUGAGAGAGCAGCAGAGUUGAUUCAUGAAAAUCUAAAAGGAAAAAGAUAUCUCGUGGUGUUAGAUGAUGUGUGGGAAACAAGGGAAGAUUUAUUAUCUAAGCUUGGCCUCUUAAUUGGAGACAAUGUGAUUUGCAAAAUUCUGGUUAGCACAAGAAACAGAGAGGUUUGCACAAUUCUGAAUGCUCAUAUUUAUGAGAUGCAAUUUUUGUCAGAGAGUGAGAGUUGGAGUCUAUUUUGUUUCUAUGCAUUUAAAGGAAACGAAGCGCCAAAUCAUCAGCUCGAAGAAGUGGGCCGUGACAUCUUAAAACAAUGUGGGAAUUUGCCGCUUGCUAUCAAAAUGGUAGCUGCAUCUCUGCCAAAGACCACAAUGCCAAGGGAGUGGGAGUCCAAGCUACAUCGGAUUAAAGAGGUAGUCAUUGCCGAUGAUGAUCAGAUCAUGCCCAUUCUCAGACUCAGUUAUUUCUCAUUGCAUGCUCGUCUUAAAGCGUGUUUUGCUUAUCUUUCUUUCUUUCCCAAGGUUGAGCAGAUAAAUUGUGAGUAUCUAGUAUAUCUGUGGAUUGCGGAGGGAUAUAUUCCAGCAGGAGAGGGUCAGUGGGACGUGGCAUGGGAUUGUAUAAAUCAGCUUGCCAAUCUCUGUCUGCUUCAACUAUGGGAACAGUAUGAGGAUAGACCAGGUUGUAAACUAACCAAUUAUUGUAGAACUCACGAUUUGCUGCAUGAUUUGGCCAUUAACAUAUCAAAAGAAAAUAAAUGUAUUUUUUCAGUUGAGGAAGCCUGUAAAGUUGAAAAUGGUGACUGCUGUCGGAUUUUACUGGGUACGAGAGAUGUAAAUGAGCCUCCCAUAUCAGAGAGGCGUCUUGUUUGCCUCCGCACCCUCUCAUUGUCUCACAAUUGGAGGAUUACAAGCAUUCCAGCAAAAUUGUUUACCGCUAUGAGAGGACUGCGUGUUCUCGAUUUGAGCGGGACAGGCAUCUCUAAAUUGCCUCGAAGCCUUGGAAAGAUGAAGCUUUUAAAAGUCUUGAAUUUAAAUGAUACAAAAAUUGAGAAUGUACCAGAGUGUGUGAGACACCUAAAAAGUCUCUUGUUUUUAGCUCUUCCUCAAAGAUGUCAGAUAUUACCAGUAUGGAUAAAUGAAGUUAAAUGUCUCCAGCACUUAGAGUGCAAGGGUGUUACACGCGUGCCAAAAGGAAUAUCGAAGCUGACUGCUUUGAGAACACUCCGAUCAAAUUGGUUGGAUCUUUCUAAUGAAGGCGACGAAUUCAUGAGACCAGAGGACUUUGUGAAGAUCACUCAGCUUCAGGAACUAUCCAUAGAUGUUAACAAGGAAAUGGAUUCAAGGAUAGAAGAAGGGAUACUUGUACUACUGGUAAAGAUGCGUCGUCUGACAAUUUGUAAUAGCACUGAAAAUGAAUUGGAGCUUCCGAAGAAAAUGACAGCAAUGAAAGAUCUGGAAAGUCUUAUACUGUGGAGGUUUGCGGUUGGAAGUUGGAUAUGUGAUAUGGCAAAUCUGAGGGAACUUGAGUUAACGUGGCAUAGUUGUAAUGAUUAUCCAGAGUUGCAAACAAUGCCUAACCUAGUGAGGUUGGAGUUGUCAGGAAAUGAUAAGUGUAAAGAACUGCCAAAGGCUUUUGGUCAGAGAGGAGGGUUUCGCCAUCUGCGCUUCUUCAAAAUUGACUGUUUCAAUGAUUUAGAGGAGAUUCCUGAAUUGGAGGAGGGGGCAAUGUCUUGCCUUGAGGAGUUCCAUUUAUGUAAUUGUACGAAAGUGAAAAAAGUUGGAGAGGGUUUCGAGCGGUUGAAAAGAUUCAAGCUCUUCUAUUACAAAAGGACGGAUAAGUUAGAGGAGAUAUUCAGAGCAGGUGGAGAAUAUUGGAAUAAAAUUAAAGUCAUCAAUCCUCAUGUAAAAAUCACGUCAUAUUAG